AUGGCGGCCAUGCGAGACCCCGAACUCGACGAUGUGCCUCCUCCGCCGUACUCCGAGACAGACAUCUACUCAAACUCUGGCCGGCCGUCAAAUCCGCCCUCAAGCUCACCACACAUCUCGUCUCAUCAUGGCGCCGACGACACUGCCUCGCGCGGCUCUUCGCACGCCUCAUCGCACAGCGAAGUUAUCUACACCCCGCCAUUGACACCCCGCACCGGCGGCCCAGGCAGCAGCGGCGGCGGCGGUUUUCACCAUCAUAGCUCGAAUGCGAGCCUCGACCUCUCCAGCCGCUCUCUCGCGGCAACUGGAGGAGGAUCUCACCAGUCUCAAUCUCUUUCGGGUUCAGUGUCGGCAUCAACAACAGCGUACUCUGAGUUUACAGCGUCCUACUUCGAAUCUAGGCCGCCGCCCGCGGCACUCGCCUCGUUAUCCAGGGACCAGCUUCUCGUUCACGCACUGACCGUCAACCCGACCUCGACACCGGACGACGUACCCUACUCCCCGGCCUGGGCCCUCCGCGACGUCACGCAGCAGGACUGGGCAACGUUUCUCAAUUGCCUGAUCCCGCACCACGCUGCGGCACGGAACGAGGCCGUCAUCGUCCGUAAGCUGCAGGCCGAGGAGGAGGCCCUUGCUGUCGCCGCCGCUGCCAGGUCGAAUGGAAGAGGUACAGGGCAGAGCAACAGCGGCGGUAGCGCUCAUGCUUCGGCGCAACUAGAUCAGAUUCGCGCGGACAGGGAGACCGACCCCGGGGCGGCGGCCGUUGCUUCGGGUACAAGGAGAGAGGAAGCAGAAGAUGUGGUCGCGCAGUGGAACGAGGGGUUCUUCCGACCCAGGGGCAUGCUCAUCACGCUGGUACCUGAGGUAGUGGAGGACGAUCUGCACAUGCCGGGCGCGUGGGACCGGUCCUUUGACAGAAACGCUGAGAAUCCUGCUAUCGGAGGCGGCAACCGUGACCUUGGUCUCGGUGAUGGGAGUGGCAGUGGCGGUCCCACGCCCGUACCUUUCCCAGUGCAUCCUGGUCAAGGGCCCGCGAUGCAAACCCAGCAGCAACCUCAGUCUGGCUCCAACGAAUCACGAAAUAGCUGGAGCUUUGGCGGUAUCACUGUCUCCACGGAUGGUAUCAACAUUGGCGACCGCAUUGUCGCAGGCAGCAACGGUAUUCGAGUAGGGAACCUUAUUGCGGACGAGAACGGCAUCAGAUUUGGAAGCACUACCACGCCGCGCGCGCAAGCGCAUUAUGCCGGCCCCGGGUGGGCUCCUCCUCCGCCGCUUGCACCUCCGGGUCCGCCACCGGCGCCCAUGUUUGGCGGGCCCGACCAAGUUCCAGGAACCUUUUUCCCGACGGGGCCGCCUCACCCUCAGCCACCGAUCAUUCCACAUCCGAACCCGCAGCAUCCCUUUUACCAAGGCAGCGGCCCAGAACAACAACACGCUCGCCAUGAGAGCGGAGAUGGCGGGAGAGACGGAGUAGCAGGCCGCGGUCGACCUCCCGGCCGGUACCCCUCAGACCAGCGCUCCAUCUCAUCCUCCUCCGCCUCUUCUUCAUCUUCAGCAUCCUCUGCAUCCUCCGUCGGCUCACUGCCAGACUACGAAGAUCUCUACCCUUCACAGCUUCCCAUCUACAAACAGCGUAUCACCACUUGGCUAUCACACCCAGAACAGCCCGUCACGAAAGACGAUAUUGCGCAGCUGCGCGAGGACAUACGUUCCGCCGGGUCCAUAGGGGCGACGCAACCCUCGCAGCAGCCAGAGACAGGACCAGAAGGUGCAGCUACUGCUGCGUCGAAAAAGGCAGAGGAGAAAGCCCUCAGAGCGGAAAUUAGAAGCAUCACGCAGGACUGGCGCAAACUCAAGCGCCAGCAGCGGGCAACGCGCAAGGAAAAGCGGAAGGAACGCCGCGCGAGGAGGAAAGAGGAGAAGAGGGAGCGGAGGGAGGAGAGGAGGGAAAGCAGGAGGGAGAAUAGGGGGGCAAGGCGGGAGCAGAGAGAGGCGCAUAGGGAAGCGCGGAGGGGCGGCGGUCGUGGUGGGCUAGGAGGAGAUCCUAAUCACCAUGAUCACCAACGUCGGCAUCAGCUAGAGCACCAACGGCACCAGCAGCAACAGCACCAGCAACAGCACCAGCACCAGGCGCAACAGAGACAACACCAGGAGCAGCAGAGACGACACCAAGAACAGCAAAGACAACAUCAAGAGCAGCAGCGUCGACAUAGCCAACAGCAGCAACAACACCAACAGCAUCAACAACAGCAGCAUCAUCAACAAAAUUCACAACACCAACAGCAUCAGCAACACCAGCAACAUCACGGUCCCGGACCGGCGCCGUGGGGCGGGCCGACAGUGUUUGUCCCGCCGAUUGGUGUUCAUGUUCCCCGGCCCCCCGUGGUACACGGCACUCCUCCGAUCCCCAACUUCCCCAAUAACACCUCUCCUGUGCCGAAUGUUUGGGGCAUGCCGUGGGGACCUCCAGGGCCGGGUAGAGGUUCCAUGCCGGGUGGUUUCCCAGGUAGUGGUCCUCCUGGUCCUCCUGGUCCUCCUGGUCCUGGUCACUGGGGAGGGUUGCCCGGGGCAUGGCCAUUCACAGCAGUACCGCCAGCGCCAGCAGCAGGGAACAGAAGCCCCAGCAUCGGCGGCGGCGCUGGCAUGACCUCUGCCCCAUCCACGCCGACGCCGCCCUCGUCCCAGGCGCUUUUCAAGGCGGUGGAGGACAUGGAGAAGGACAUCGCCAGAAGGGUGGAGGAGCUAGACAAGGCGAGGACCGAGAUGCGGGAUAACAAUCCUGGAAGAGGACGCUGCGGCGGCGGUCGAGGCUGGGGCCGUGGCCGUGGCGGGGGAUGCGGCGGAAGAGGCGGCGAUGACAAUACGCAGCGCCUAGAGGAGGAGAUUGACGAGUUGUCGAGGAAUAUCGAAAAACUCAAGGUCGAGGCGGACGCUGAGUUUGCGCGGGAGUUGGCGGCGGAGGAUCAGAAGUCUGGGGUGUGGUAG
Molecule: messenger RNA, 2985 nt
Organism: Colletotrichum tamarilloi
Lineage: Eukaryota; Fungi; Ascomycota; Sordariomycetes; Glomerellales; Glomerellaceae
Exons: 1
Coding region: 1-2985 (994 amino acids)
Biological process (GO): nucleosome assembly
Cellular component (GO): CAF-1 complex; nucleus
Source: RefSeq, a predicted model, not a curated record